Molecule: messenger RNA, 849 nt
Organism: Nipponia nippon (crested ibis)
Lineage: Eukaryota; Metazoa; Chordata; Aves; Pelecaniformes; Threskiornithidae
Source: RefSeq, a predicted model, not a curated record
AUGACGGUGACGGCAGCGGCUCCGGGUUCUUCCACCAGCAGCGGAGCCCCCCAUGGGCUGGGGCCGCUCCUCGGGGUGACGCGGGGACACCGGUGGCACGUGCUCCCUGUUUCCAUGAGGCUGCGAACGUGCCUGGGCGAUCCCGUGUGGGAGCAAAGGGCAGCGGGACCGCGUCUCUGCCCGACCACCAGCUCCUGGGGAGGUUCGGCCAGCGAAGGGACCGCUAACGGCAGCCGUGAGGAGAAGGGGGAGGGCAAGCCCAGGCUGAAGGAGGCGAUGGCAGCCACCACGGUGACCGAUUCCAGCGGCGUCAGGAUCAUCACGGAGGUUAUCCCAGCCACAGAUCCCCGAGCGGCCCAGCUGGUCUCCGGCUCCAAGCCGUCCGCGCCCGCUGUGUCAUUUCAAGUCAGAGGCUUCAGAAAGGCUCAGCCCAAGGCGCUGGGGACCAUCCACAUCUUCACCGGGAUCAUCCACAUUUGCUUUGGGAUCAUCCUGACGGUGUCAGAGUACGAGACCCCUUCCCUCCCUGUGGCCAGCGGGGUCCUCUUCUGGCUCGGGCUCCUGGUGAAGACCUGCUGCAUCGUCAACAUGGGGGUCAUCCUGGGCACGCUGGUGGCCACUCUCAUCCACACCACGGCCAUCACUCGCGACAUCCCCAGCUGCGAGACCAGCAUGCCGUACCAGCUGAAAGGCGAGUGGUGCUUCAGAGCUGAGAACAAGAUGCUGAGCAACGGGCUGGAUUCCAUAGUCGUCAUCUUCUGCUUCCUGGAGUUCUGCGUGGCGGUGGCGGCCCUGGCCUUCGGCUACAACGCCAUCAAGCAGCACAACUACAGUCCCAUGGUGCUGUAG